Messenger RNA from Oppiella nova, 1255 nucleotides. NCBI's taxonomy places the organism in Eukaryota, Metazoa, Arthropoda, Arachnida, Sarcoptiformes, Oppiidae. The record is from the annotation of a GenBank genome assembly.
UCCCUCUUUGACAGCAUUAGGAAACGGGUCCGCAAGAAGACCGACUCUCACUCUCACCGCCACAACAGUCCCCUGUCGUCGCCCAUUGCGCCCAAAGCGGUCGACAUCGACAUCACGUGUUCGCCCGGCAAUAGUCUUCCCGAUAGGCGGCCCGACAUGAGUGCCAACAAAGGCCUCAACACUAACGAGAGCUCCACUUCGACCGCAAACUAUCUGAAAAUCAGUGCAUUUGUCAAAUACAACUACGAAUCGCAACAAUCGGAUGAGUUAUCUCUAGUCAAGGGCUCCAAAGUGACGGUAAUGGAGAAGUCGUCGGACGGCUGGUGGAGGGGAGAGCUGAACGGCGCCGUCGGUUGGUUUCCAUCCAAUUAUGUGUGCGAAGAGAGUUGCGAUUCGGUUAACAACGGUUUGGAUCCAAAUCUAAUGCUUUCCAAGAAUUCAAAAAUAGUGAACGAAAUGAAUAUAGAGAGCAACAGAAGUCGAGUGCCAGUGAUGGCCAGCAAUGGCAGCACCUCUUCCAACACUAACUGUGUCCUCGAUUUAGUGAUAGCUUUGUAUUCAUUUCAGUCACAAAAUGAAGAGGAACUCAGUUUUCAAAAGAGUGAAAGACUUGAGAUAAUAGAGAGACCGGCCAAUGACCCCGACUGGUGGAAAGCCCGUAACCAGCACGGGGAGGUCGGACUCGUGCCCAAGAAUUAUGUACAAGUGGUCACCGACACCAUUGAUGACAAUUUGGAUCCAUUCAACCUCAUGUCUGUCCAAAAAGAGAUGCCAAAAGUUGCGGGACUCGGGUCACCGUCUAUUCAGUCAAAAACUAGAGUCCCUUUAGUGGCCAAAAUGGAUGUCAACGAUAGGAUGUGGUAUUUCGGAACCAUAUCUCGCGGACAAUGCGAUCAUAUGCUCAAUGAAAUGGCAGACGACGGAGACUUCCUCAUCAGAGACAGUGAAACCAAUGCCGGCGAUUACUCGGUGUCCCUGAAGGCGCCGAUGAGAAACAAACACUUUCGGGUGCAUUACGAUGACGGCAUUUACUGCAUCGGACAGCGAAGGUUCGGCUCAUUAGACGAACUCAUAGAGCACUACAAGAAGGCCCCCAUCUAUACCAGUCCUAAAGGCGACAAAAUGUUUCUCAUUAAACCCUUUGCCAGACCUCAGCUCUAAUUAGCACCGGAUUAUAGUUUGUAUUCUAGACGUCAAUCUUAUAAUAAUAAUACGAUAUAAAUAUAUAUAAAUAAUUUCAUUGACACACAUGUGA